AAUAUUACAACACACCGACUUAUAACAUGUCGAGAGCUUCCAUAAUCCAUCACAUAUCUAAGCUCGCUGUUAGGGCCAUAGGAAAGGACUCACUGUCUGCAGUUCAAUCUGGUUUUAAUGAUUCACAGACGGAUGCCGCAGCAAGGAUUUCCUUCAAGUAUGGGUGUUCAAGAGGCGUGACUGGUACACCCUAUUUCUUUUUCAAUGGCAUGCCGCUUUCCGACUCUGGCUCAGCACUGGACUACAAGGGAUGGAAAGGCAUUAUUGAUCCAUUGUUGGGGAUGUAAUGUAUGCUUAUUUGUCUUAAGUAGAAAAGGUUCAUAGGCAAUGGGAUAUUCAAGGAGAGGUACACGAUGUAAGCCACAUUAAAUCCCUUUCCGUUCAUGAUCCCAGCAGGGGCAAGAUUUGAACUCCUCGCAUAAAAAGACCAUCCAUUUUUCACUAA
Elaeis guineensis (African oil palm) is the source of this 445-nucleotide messenger RNA. Lineage: Eukaryota; Viridiplantae; Streptophyta; Magnoliopsida; Arecales; Arecaceae. The record is from RefSeq and is a predicted model, not a curated record.